AUGUGGGCAUGUCCUCUACUGCAUAAAUCAUAUUCAUCAGCUAAACUAGCAGCUGUGUCUAUUGAAAAGGCUAAAUUACAAUCAUUUGUUUCUAAUUUGACAUCAUCUGAGCAAUUUUCGCGUCUAUCCGAUGUUGUUCCUUACGAAGGAUCGCGUCUAUUCGAUUUUUCAUCUUAUUUUCAACAUUUCUCAUCAAUUACAACUGAAAUUAAGCCGCCUAUGUUAUUUGGGCAAACACUACUUAUAGCUGACACGAUACCAUCAACUAUGAAAUUACUUAAUGGGUGA
This is a messenger RNA of Rotaria socialis, 288 nucleotides long. The record is from the annotation of a GenBank genome assembly. NCBI's taxonomy places the organism in Eukaryota, Metazoa, Rotifera, Eurotatoria, Philodinida, Philodinidae.